AUGACGACCCCAGUACCCUUACAAUUAGAGCCUCUGACACUUGAGGAUACGCCUGCUCUUACUGAGCUAUGGUUCGCAGCCUUCACGGACCCAGAACUCCGCCGCGUUUUCCCCGACACGCCCGCGGUCCGCCAAUGGCUAACAGACGCAAACCGCCACGACCUCACCCACAAACCCUUCCAAAAAUACAUCAAAGUAAUCGACCCUAUAUCAACAGAUCAACAAGGCAGACCCCGUAUCGCCGCCUACGCAAAAUGGGAUACCUCCAUGCCCGAAGAGCGCGGUGGUCGCUAUCCACCUUGGCACGAGGAAAUGUCCGCGUCUCUGUGCGAUGAGUUUUUCCGCAAGGAAGAGGAGAAUAGAAUGCGUGUUAUGGGUGAGAAGAAGCAUUUUUACCUGGAUACUGUUGCAACACAUCCGGAUUAUCAGCGUCGUGGUGCUGGGUCUAUGCUCGUUGGAUGGGGUUGUGAGCUUGCGGAUUCUCAAGGUGUUUUGGCUUAUGUUGAUGCUAGUAAAGAGGGUGCGCCGCUUUAUGCUAAGUUUGGGUUUGUGGAUUAUAGCAAGCCUGGUGAAGAGAUUGCUUCAAUGGCGCGCAUGGCGGGCAAACAGCCAUGA
This is a messenger RNA of Penicillium cosmopolitanum, 615 nucleotides long. RefSeq names its product GNAT family N-acetyltransferase. Gene Ontology annotation, molecular function: acyltransferase activity, transferring groups other than amino-acyl groups. The transcript has 2 exons. The record is from RefSeq and is a predicted model, not a curated record. Bases 1 to 615 code for a protein of 204 amino acids. Lineage: Eukaryota; Fungi; Ascomycota; Eurotiomycetes; Eurotiales; Aspergillaceae.